Messenger RNA from Fonticula alba, 1275 nucleotides. RefSeq lists its product as hypothetical. The coding region runs from base 112 to 993 and encodes 293 amino acids. The transcript has 4 exons. NCBI's taxonomy places the organism in Eukaryota, Rotosphaerida, Fonticulaceae. The record is from RefSeq and is a predicted model, not a curated record.
CGCCCGACCUGCCCCUGCUGUCCUGCUCCUCUCCUCGCCUUUUCGCUGUUCCGCCGCCACCGCUGCGCGUUUCCCGACGGACGCUGCCCGCCCCCUCGACCCCCAUCCACUAUGAGCUCGCCACACCUUAAUCCCGACGGCACUGCCUCCAAUGUCAAAGUCAGCGCCAACAUCGCCAAACUUGCGGCCAAGAUCAGCUUCCCCCUGGGUGUCCCUGGCGCCAAGCCGUAUCCCAAGUCUCCGGACUCGGAGUUCCCUCCCUCACCGGAGGCCGAGCGUCUGCCGACCCCGACCACCUUGCGCACCGUGACCUUUGAUGCUCCCCCCAAGACCUCCUCCCUGGACAAUAGCGCCCUGCGGAGGAAGGCGGCCGUUCGACCGACCGGCCGUCGUGCCCAGUCCAUGAUGGUUCUCGCUCCAACGGACAUCUCCCAGUUUGGGCCGUCCAAUACGGAGGUCUUGCCGGUGGCCGCUCCCCGGCCGCUCAGCAUGGCCGUCGUCCCGGAGCCCGCCGUGGCGGAGUCCCCCGCGGCGCCGGCUGCGGUGGUGACGCCCCCGCCAGAGCCGACUGUCAUUGCCACUCCGGCUGCCGCCCCUGCCCCGGAGCCGGUGGCUGCCGCGGCCGCCCCGCCGAAGCCCGUGGUGGCCGAUACCCCGAAGCAGCCGGCCGUCGAGCCUGCGCCCCCUGCCUCGGCCACUCCGGCGGCAACCUCGACCCCCGGCCUGGAGGAGGGCCAGGCCUCGAUGUCGGACUGCCCGCCGCAGCCGGCCAUGGAGGUCUUCCCGGCUCCGGUGGCUGCCCAGCCCGCCGACGGCAAGCCCGCCGACGGCAAGCCCACCGACGGCAAGCCCUCCGGCGCCCUGCUGGUGCCGGAUACCUCGGCCCCGGCUGCCCCGCCGGCCGAGGAGGGCAUUCUUGGCGCCAUGGUUUCGGCCAUCUCCUCGGUUGUCGGGUUCAUCUGGACCAGCCUCUUUGGCGGUGACUCCCCCUGAUCGGCGGGAGCCCCUGUCCAGCUCCCCACUGUGCCCCCCUGGCUUCGUUGGGCUUGCUCCUCCCUGCUGGUGGAUUUCAUCGAGUCCGCCUCCUCGAUUGUCCCUCCCCCGACGCCGGCGCCGGACUCAGUUGCCCGGCUCCGGUGCCAGCCUUUCCUCCUUCGGUCGGCGCCCCAUCCCGUCUCUUCCCUCCUCUCCCCCCGCCCCAUUUCCCGUUUCCUCCGCCUGAGUUCAGGCUGGGCCGCGUUGCGCCGGCGCACCCCCCCCCCCCCCACCCCACCU